Hippoglossus stenolepis (Pacific halibut) is the source of this 1504-nucleotide messenger RNA. RefSeq lists its product as uncharacterized. Bases 324 to 1079 code for a protein of 251 amino acids. Lineage: Eukaryota; Metazoa; Chordata; Actinopteri; Pleuronectiformes; Pleuronectidae. The record is from RefSeq and is a predicted model, not a curated record. The transcript has 4 exons.
UUUAACUUGCAGGAUUGCGGAGCAGAUCUCUUGAACAACUCAGAACCACACAAAAACAUGUAAUUGUAUUUAUGAGUAGGUUUCAGUUUUUAUUUUAUUUACAGUGAACUAAGAUAUUGCUAUAGAGACAACAGCAGCGCAGUGUUUCCCUCGCUGCGACAGGCGUCUGUGCACUUUGUUCACACCUGACGUCCAUGUCUGCAACAAUUACCAGGAAGUUUUUCAUAAAUCACAUGACGCUGAUGUCACGCGGAAUGCGGACCACAAAUGCAUAAUUGUCAGAAAUAACUGACCCGAAAACCAAGUGGCAGAGCUGAGGGACCAUGCAUCGUCUUCUCUGCUGCUGCUGCUGCGUCCCAGGGCAACACUCCGGGGACGACGAGAGGCAGCCUCUCCUGCAGCCCAGCACAUCUGAUCUGAAUGAAGCUGGAUCAGCCAGACAGAUCCCACCAGCAUGCAGUGCUCAGACAGUGAGGCGGAUUGGCAGGCUGGUAGUGAGGCGAGUGGGCGUGCCAGAGUUGGACCAGAGGUUUUCCGACGUGGCCGAGACCUUUAACGAACAGCAGCAGAAUUAUGAGGCCAUGGUCCGACACAUCAGCAGCCUGCGACAGAACUGUGACUGUGCCCACAGUGAUACCCUGGUUUUUGCUGAAUGUGUGGGGAAGAUCAGAGAGGAGCACCACGCCACAUACAAAGUCUCCCUUAAGAUGAACGGCUAUGACUUCUCCCUCAGUGUGGUCCCCAUGGGGUUAGACAGCAAUCGCGAAGAGGAGCCGCUGCCUCCACGUCUGAAGUUGGCUCAGGAUGAGCUGAGGGGCACCUCUGGGAGCGCCAGAGCCACCAUCUCAAGGGGUACCACACUACAAGAGUUGUUCGCCUGGCUUCUCCGCAGCAGGGAUCAAAUGGCAGAGCAAGUGAAGGGGGCGGCACCAUCUUACCAGGAGCAAGGGAGACUGAAUGAGAAUCUGGAGGAGAACAUGAGGGAAGUGAGGAGGGCGAAGGAGUUGUCGGUGGGAUACAGACAACGAGCCGGAGAAGUCCUCACCGAGGCUGCACAGAUUGCAGGGGCUAAUUUGUAGUCUAUGUACAUUUUAAAUGGUUUAAUUGAAUCCACUAAUUAUAUUUUAUGUAUUUUAUAUCUUUACAAAGAUUAUACACACACUGUAACACUCAUGGGUGGAAACACUGCGACACACAGCAAGGUUACUGCUGUAGCUCAGACGAAACCAAACUUUUUCAAUCACAAUCACAGGAACAGUCUGAGAAUAUUUAAAUUGCACAAGGUUUCCAAAUAUCAGUAAUCAGUAUUUCUACCCUGACAACCGCAGCAACAUCAGGAAUGUUAAAAAUGUGACACAAAAAACAUCAAUCAUGUAUUUAAUGGUAGCGACCAUACACUGUAGUUUGCAUGCCUUGGCAGCAUCUUGUUUCAAGGACAUCAAUGCUAUAUAUAUACUGAAAUUGUAUUUAAUAUGGCACUCAAAAUUAAAAUACUAUUCAUCUA